Saitoella complicata NRRL Y-17804 is the source of this 1221-nucleotide messenger RNA. RefSeq lists its product as uncharacterized. The transcript has 2 exons. The record is from RefSeq and is a predicted model, not a curated record. Bases 355 to 1065 code for a protein of 236 amino acids. Lineage: Eukaryota; Fungi; Ascomycota; Saitoellomycetes; Saitoellales; Saitoellaceae.
CAAAGCCGAUUAUAUUAACGUCAUGGAUCACCUUCACGAACUUUUUUUCUCAGUCAAUGAUUUUCCCUAAUUGGGCAAAUAACAAACAAGCGCUCUGCCGAAGCCCGAUGGACGGCACUCUCUAGGCGCGGUGUACCGAAAUACGUACACCAUCCGUCGUCCUUUGCGAAGGGUCCCUUAAGAACCCAACAGGCCCCAGCUCAGUUGAAUCUCUCCGACCGCUACCCGUCCCUCGCUUCUAUUCCUAACACUCGUUCGGCUGUUGAUCAGCUACCACUUUCUUUCACCCAAACGUUACACUCUCUUGCCCGCAGUUUUCGCCGUUAACACUACAUCUUACAACGAUCUACAACAAUGGCUGUUAUGAGCAAGAUUACCUUCGUUAUUACCCUCCUGCUCGCGCUGGCCACGAUCUACACUUCUGCUGCGCCUGUGGCAUCCAGUGUUGCCUCAUCUGCUGUUACGAAGACUACCGCAACUGCCACUUCAUCGAAAGCUGUUCCUUCUAGCUCUGUUAGCCGGUCCUCCGCAUCUGCUUCCGCUUCUGCUUCGGUAUCUGCUGAUCCUUGGUUGACCAUCAACACUCCCGGUUACGGUGGUUCCAUCACGAGCUGCUCCCAGAUCUUGAUUUCCUGGAUUUCUGCCAACCUUCCUUCCGAGAAGACCGAGCUUGACCUUGUUUCCACCACGACCUCGAACGUUUACGUCAUUGACUCUGAGGUUGACUUCUCCAAGUCUGGUUCUUUGAAGUACACUGUUCAGGUUCCUGCGGACAACUACUACUUGUUGGCGUCUCCGGCUGGAUUGAACGGUGUGACUGCCUACUCUGGAUUCUUCAACGUCUCCACUGGCUCCUCCACCUCCUGCCUCGUCUCUGAUUCUACCACUCCCACCAUGAGCAACAUUGUCUCCUCGAACACCACCAGCUCCUCUACUUCUUCCUCUUCCGGAGCUGUCGCCAGUGUCAAGGCUUCCACCAGUGCCGCUCAGAAGGUCAGCGCCAAGGUCGCUCAGCAGGGCAUUGCCGCGUUCGCUGCCAUAAUUUUGGCCAUCGCCCUCAUCUAAUCUUACUAACAUAGCACAGUAAAAAUUCGAGCGAAGAAGGAUGUUGAAAGUUGCAUUGAGUUAUUUUGGGUGAUACACAUAUUUUCUUUCGCCUUCCAUGUUGAUCAUAGAUUGGCGGUCCUAUUUCAGGACAUUUUCUUUAUUUUCAACACAUUU